AUUGAACAGAAAUUCCUUAUCGAUGUAGUGGAUGAGUUUAAGGGUGUAUUGGAGUCGAAACAAAAUGAUAUUCGGCCCAUACAAAGGAAGGAAAAGGCGUGGAAAGAAAUAGAGGCGAAUUUUUGUUCCAUGCCCACUUUCUUUAAACGAGAUCACAAGCAGUUAAAGAAAUGCUGGAAUAAUUUAAAAAUGAAGGCAAAAAAGUCUGAAGCGAUGAAAAAAAGAGAGAAAGAAAACUGGUGGUGGUAUACUGGAGACAAUGGAUUCUAG
Messenger RNA from Lottia gigantea (owl limpet), 270 nucleotides. RefSeq lists its product as hypothetical. The transcript has a single exon. NCBI's taxonomy places the organism in Eukaryota, Metazoa, Mollusca, Gastropoda, Lottiidae. The record is from RefSeq and is a predicted model, not a curated record. The annotation marks the transcript as partial.